Messenger RNA from Myzus persicae (green peach aphid), 1080 nucleotides. It is a transcript of the gene Gpb5, whose product is annotated as thyrostimulin beta-5 subunit. The coding region runs from base 276 to 701 and encodes 141 amino acids. Lineage: Eukaryota; Metazoa; Arthropoda; Insecta; Hemiptera; Aphididae. Gene Ontology annotation, cellular component: extracellular region; cytoplasm. The record is from RefSeq and is a predicted model, not a curated record. Gene Ontology annotation, biological process: G protein-coupled receptor signaling pathway. The transcript has 3 exons. Gene Ontology annotation, molecular function: hormone activity.
CGCACACGACGAACAGUGAACGCACACCCCUUCGGCCGGCGGGACACGGGCGCGCGCGGCCGAUCAUCUAUCGCGCGAUCGUCGUCAUCGUCGUCGUCGUCGCCGUCGUCAACAGUGUUUACGAUUGUCGUCGCGAAUUCCUUGGUCGUCGUCUUCGCCGCCGCCGUCAAAUGGCAAUCUGAUCUUUCGACUUAAACACAAUAGUAUUGUUGUCGUCGGCCACUUACAAUAUAAUAAUAUUGUACCGUAAAAAUAUUAUAGUUCACAGCAUACCAAUGGUUUGCUUGGCGGUGUUGUGCGCCAUAUCAUCGAUGAUCGUAUGGUCUUCGGUGGCGGGUUUCGACAUGUUAGACUGUAACCGACAGCUGUCCACUUUCCGAGUGUCCAACACCGACGUGAACGGAAGGACGUGUUCCGAUGAGAUCAACGUGAUGUCGUGCUGGGGAAGAUGCGACUCAAAUGAGGUGUCCGACUGGCGGUUCCCAUACAAGCGGUCGCACCAUCCUGUGUGCAUACACGCCGGCCAGGUGCUCACCGAGUUCGUGUUGAAGGACUGCGACGAAGGCGUUCAGCCGGGCACGGAACUUUACAUUUUCCCGCAGGCCACGUCGUGCAAGUGUCACGCGUGCAAGUCGUCGGAGGCGUCUUGCGAGGGGUACCGGUACAAAGAUUUCCAGUUCAUUUCCGCCGACGAAGUCUGAUGGGAUUGAUGAUUUUAAGAAAACAAAAAAAUGCGACGGAAUUACGACGACAGAAAAACCGAAUGAGACAUCAUAUACUCACAUAUUACAUAUAAAUAUAUAUAUUUAUUAUUAUUAUUAUACGCGCCUUAGUUUUUCUUUUUCUUGUCUCCUUCGAUUCUCAUUAUAUCUACAAUGCUCGUCUGUUAUAAUAUUAUUAUUGUCUUUAUCGUCACACACUCGACAUAACACACUAUUAUUACUAUGUUGUACACUAUUAAGUUCUCUGUCAAAUAAUAAUAUCAUAUUAUAUAUCUCAUUGUUAUCCGAAACGUGAAAAACUAAACCGAUUAUAAUCUAUAAGCCCUCGCCUGUCAAUAAAAUAUAAUUUUAAUGUUUA